Molecule: messenger RNA, 3015 nt
Organism: Prosopis cineraria
Lineage: Eukaryota; Viridiplantae; Streptophyta; Magnoliopsida; Fabales; Fabaceae
Product: aluminum-activated malate transporter 12-like
Exons: 8
Coding region: 148-2955 (935 amino acids)
Biological process (GO): malate transport
Cellular component (GO): plant-type vacuole membrane
Source: RefSeq, a predicted model, not a curated record
CAUAAGUCGUAACCCCGAAAAACAGUUCAGACGAUGAGCUUCAGUCGUGCAGCUGCAUGCCGUGCCAUCUCAAUAUUUCGUUGCCCCGUUCUCUCGCGGCAAACUCGGAGCACACUUAGACUCCGGCGCCGAUCUUGAUUGAGCUCUAUGGGUUGCAGUGGAAAGGAAAAACAUACCCGAGCAAAUCGAAAAUCUCAAUCGGUUAAGCCAGACAACUGCUGUCUUCGCAGAUUUUCAAUCUCUAAAUCUAUCAUGGAAUCAGGCCUCAUGCCGCUGAAAUACCAUUUGGAUCUCGACGAUUCCACUCAAAACCCGAAUCCCGAUUCACACCCUAACAUCAAACCUGCUCCUAAUGGCGAGGAAUGCGGCUGGGGUUACUGCACAGAAGAACACUUGGAAGAAAUUCUAUUGAAAAACUUGGAGUAUUUAUACAACGAAGCUGUAUCAAAGCUUGUUAUUUUGGGGUAUAACGAGGACGCUGCUUUAAAGGCGGUAUUGCGAAACGGGCAUUGUUAUCAUGGUGGAACGGAUUUGCUGACAAAUAUAUUGAACAACUCGUUGGCUUAUUUAAAUAGUGAUAGUGGGAGUGAUAGUACAAGGAAAGGCAAUUUGGAUGAAUCAGAGCCUGUCUUCUCAGACUUGAGGCAGUUGGAGGAGUACUCUCUAGCGGUCAUGGUCUGUCUCUUGCAGCAUUUAAGGCCGCAUUUGAGUAAAGGAGAUGCCAUGUGGUGUUUACUUAUGAGUGAUCUUCAUGUGGGAAAGGCAAACAAAAUGGAAAUCCCCGUGCUUCCUGAGCCAGGCGACGGUAAUCCUUCUUCUACUACAGUUGAAACGGUUAACAAGUCAGUACAUGUGAUGAGUAUGACCCCAGCUCUUUGUAGGCUUCAUGGGAGUUGGGCAUUUGCAAAUAGCGGUGAGUCUGAUUUCCCUGCCAAUGGAUUAUUUUCUUGCGAUGCAGACAUGACUUUACAAAGAGAUAUUGAAUUCCCAAAGAAUUUUAAUCUCUCUCCUUCUAUGAAGUCAUUGCUGAAAAGAAAUGUGGCUGUUUUUGCUGCCUGUUUAAGGGCAAACUCAAAACAAUUGCAGACACAAGCAAAAACACGUCCUGGCGAUAGUUAUUCAUCUAUUUCGGAUUCUCCUCCUAUACUGGGGACUAAACCUCCAGUUGAGGAGUCGGGGGAUUCCCAGAAUCAAAAUAACCAAGAUGCUGUGAAUUCAGUUCUGAGUAGAUUUUGUGAUCUAAGUUUUCACGAAAAUGUGGAGUCUCUGGCAAAAGAUCGGAAGGAUGAGUUGACUUCCACUAUACUUCAUCAGAUUUAUGAUCUUGAGAAACAGGUACAGGAGCGAAAAGAUUGGGCUCAUCUGAAGGCAAUGCAAGCUGCAAGAAAGCUAAGCAGUGAUCUGACUGAGCUGAAAAUGUUAAGGAUGGAAAGAGAAGAGAAACUGAAGAGGCUUCCGAGUUUGGCUUGGCAAACCAUGUGGAAGGUGGGACGCGAAGACCCCAGAAGGGCGAUCCAUGCUUUAAAAGUGGGCUUGUCUCUAACUCUUGUUUCUCUGCUGUAUCUGGUGGAGCCACUGUUCAAAGGGAUUGGAAAGAAUGCUAUUUGGGCUGUAAUGACCGUGGUUGUCGUGCUUGAGUUCACAGCAGGGGCAACAUUAUGCAAAGGUCUGAACAGAGGACUUGGAACCAUUUUAGCAGGAUUAUUAGCUUUCCUUAUUCAGUAUAUUGCAAAAUCAUCUGGCCAUGUCUUUCAAGCUAUUUCCAUUGGAGCUGCUGUUUUUCUAACAGGAGCUGCAGCUACUUACAUGAGGUUCUUUCCCUACAUAAAGAAGAACUAUGACUAUGGCGCAGUGAUAUUUCUCUUGACCUUUAAUCUGAUAACUGUGUCGAGCUACCGAGUUGACAAUGUAUUGACCAUUGCACACGAUCGCUUGGUCACCAUAGUCGUAGGCUGUGGCAUCUGCCUCCUCAUGAGUCUUCUGAUAUUUCCAAAUUGGUCAGGGGAAGACCUUCAUAACUCCACGGUUUUCAAGCUCGAAGGCCUAGCCAAUUCUAUAGAAGCGUGUGUCAAUGAAUACUUCCAUGGUGAAACGGAAGCGAGCGAAGACAUGAAAUCAUCCGAGGAUCCUAUUUACGAAGGUUAUAAGGCCGUUCUGGACUCAAAAUCCACUGAUGAAACACUGGCAUUGCAUGCAAGUUGGGAGCCGAGGCAUUCAAGGUAUUGUCACCGAUUCCCAUAUAAGCAGUAUGUAAAAGUUGGAGCUGUUCUUCGUCAAUUUGGGUACACCGUGGUUGCAUUGCACGGCUGUCUAAGAACUGAAAUUCAGACGCCACGAUCUGUUCGAGCCCUGUUCAAGGAUCCCUGCAUACGGCUUGCCGCAGAGGUAUCUAAAGUACUGAUAGAACUAGCCAACAGCAUAAGGAAUCGUCGUCAUUGCUCUCCGGAAAUUCUCUCUGAUCAUCUUCAUGAAGCCUUGCAAGACCUCAACACUGCCAUAAAAUCUCAGCCUCGUCUCUUUUUGGGAUCCAAUGAUAGUCGAGCUACCAACAUGUUUGCUAUUGCUGCAGCACAGGCAGGGCAGAAAAUGCAGAAACUCAAUAAUGGAGUUUCACUAUCAAGUGUUAAAACAGACUCUUCGGCAUUGCUGGAGUGGAAAACUAAAAGGGUUUCUGCUGAGCAAUCAAAGGACGCAGAGAGAAAGACUUUAAGACCCCAACUUAGUAAAAUCGCGAUCACUAGCCUUGAGUUUUCUGAAGCUCUUCCUUUUGCUGCUUUUGCUUCAUUGCUUGUGGAGACAGUUGCAAAGCUGGACUUUGUCAUUGAGGAAGUUGAAGAACUUGGAAGAUUAGCUUGCUUCAAAGAGUUCAGACCCGAUGAUGAGGUUGUUGUAACUUGCGAGAAAUCCCGUGUUGAUGUGACUCAAAACCAUUUAACUUCUCACGGGGUAGAUUGAUUUACAGAGUUCUUUGGAACUGUAUUCUUUCAUGAAUAAGAAACUAAGGGUGUUUUAUUA